CUUUUCCGUGCUAAUAGUUUUGUGAAUAUUCAAAUUUCAAAUUUUUAGUCUCUUAUUUACUUGUCUACUACUCUGGUUUGCUGAAAAUGUAAAAUUGGUAAAGUGUGCGCUUCGGUCGGUCAUGUUAACGUGUAUUUUAGUAUAGAGAUAAAUACAAGAGUACUGUCGUACAGAUAAAGACAUAAACGCAUUCGUGCACAUUUAUGUUUUGUCAAAUUUUACUGUAUUAAUCUGGGUGGCACAAUGGCUAAAAAUAGUGAUCCUCAAUAAUAGUGAUAGUGAUAAUUUGAAAAGUGCAACUAGUGCGACAAAUAGCGCUUAUAGGUGUUAUUAACGCUCAGAACAGCUGAGCUGACCCGAAGUCUAAAACGUAGGAGUAAUAAGAUUCCGAAUUUUGUGAAAAAAUUGUAUCACUGGAAGUUUACGGUAAAAAGUAGUACUCCGCCCCAAAACAAUAAAAUACAAAGAUACGAUUUUUGCACAAGUUUGUGUUGAUAGUAAGUUCUAAAAAAGUUUCUGCAAUUUGCACUUGGGAAAUACAAGUCGAAAAAAAAAUGGAUGAGUUAUCCGAGGCGGAAUUGCGAUAUUAUAAUGAUCUGUUCAAGAUAUGCAGUGAAACGUCCGACAGCAGUGGCAAAAUUCCAGCUUUAAAGGCCACCUCACUGUUUCGCUCUGCCAAUCUUUCCAACGAAGUUAUCAACAAGAUAACGUCGCUUGUCGGCAUUCCACAGACGGCACUGCAUCUCUCGCGACAGCAGUUUUACGGCUGCCUAAAGUUGAUUGCGGCCUAUCAAGCGUCGGUACCGUUACGCGAGGAGAUUCUCACUUCUACGUUAUCCCUUCCACUACCAAAAUUUACCUGGAUUGAAUCUCCUACGUCUCUACCGACUUCAACGUCCGGUGCGGCAUCUGCCAUUAGUUCCGCAGGUGUAAGCGGUAUGAUUCCGGCUGAACGAAAUGGAUAUGGCGGUAGGCCCACCGACUACAUGGAGAUGAAAAGUGGCAAAGAUUUAAUAGAACUAACGACCACCAGUAGUAGCAGUAGUCGUGAAAGGGUCGAUAAUAUGUCCAACAGUGGCGACAUGACUAACUCUGAUCAGCCCAGCACCGACUCUGAAGUUGAACACAACGACGAUUCAAUAAUAAGGUUAUCCGAACGCCACCAUGUAGUUAAGGUAAAGGGUCAUGGAGCCGGAAAAUUAGUUGGGGGCGGAACCAGCAGCGGCGUUGGGGGUUCUCCAGAGGCUUGGAGUACGGCCAGUGACAGUCCUACACCGACCAACAGCGUAGCAGAACGUCCUUGGGCAAAUCAGGCCCUAUGGCAGGGUUUAGUUUGUGAAGAACAGCGUCAGUUGUUGGGCACGGAAGAAGAGUCUUCUGAUAAACAUAGUAGCGAUGAUGAUCAAGACACUGAUCUGGAAUACUUUUAUCAAAUAUCGCAAACUCAAAAGGAAUAUUACUUGAAACAGUUUCGAACUAUACAACCUGACGUGCAUGGAUUAGUUAGCGGUCAAGUUGCUAGAGUGUUUUUUGAAAAAUCUCGUAUCCCAAUAGAAGAAUUGCGACACAUCUGGCAGAUGUGUGAUGUUACACGAGAUGGUGCUUUAAAUUUGGCUGAAUUCACAGCAGCAAUGCAUUUGGUGGUUUUACGACGAAAUAAUAUCCCUGUUCCAAGCACCCUUCCUGCUUGUUUGAUGCCAAGUUUACUGCAAAGUUCACUACUAUCCGGUGCAAAUAAUGGCAACCAAAAUCAACAAAGUAGCAGUAUGACUGGAGGUUCUAGUACUGGUGCAAUUGGAACCGAAUCGGGAAAUAUUGCCGAUCGUGAACGAAUUGGACCGGAGGAAGCUGAUUUGCUACAUCUCGAAAGCGAUGACAAUACCGAUAACGGUAGCCGGGUAAACAUCGACAAAAAGGACUAUCAACGAAUUAUUUCCCAUCCAGAGCCAUUAAAACUGAAUCAUCAAUUAUCAGCAACUGGUAAUUCAGCAUCAACUACAACACUAGUAUCAGUUGGGAGCACCGAGCACAGUUCACCAACAAUCGCUUCCACAACCGGUAACUCAAAACUGAUCAACAACUCAUCUAAUUCUGGCAGGAAAACACCAACAAAUUUGCCAUCUCCACUGCAUCACGCAAAAUUAAAGCAUUCGAAAAACGAACAAUCAAUGACACCGCCUAAUAAUUUAAAUAAUAAGGAGUGGAAUAUUUCCAGUAAAGAAUGGACCAAAUUUGCAGAAUCUCCCACAUCCAAUGUUUCUAGUCCUGGCCCCAAACCGGUUAAUUUUGAUAUGCAACGUACGACUCAGGCAAUCGUAUCUGAUCCACAAAUUCUGCAUCCAGUACCACUGCGAGUAACGCCCGUUGGUGCUGAGGCUGCCGAUAAUAGCAAUCUAGUCUACAGUGAUGUGACUGUUGGAACAGGCGGUAUUUUGAUUGUCCAACAAGACGACUCCAGUCCAAAGCAGCUAACACAACUCCCUCAGCAGCCAACUCCAAAUCAACGAGAUUCACUGACCAGCGGUGAUCUUCGCGCUAUUCAAAGACCUCAGCCAAAAAAACCUCCAUCGAAGGGAGUGGGUGCUAUUCCGCCGCCUCCACAGCGGGAACCUAGUGUAACUUCUGCCAGCGGUUCGGUAGUCGUUGUAGAUUCUAUGGCCACCUCACUUGAUACAGCCACCUUCAAUAGUGUCAUCAAUAGUACUGCUGGACAUGCGGCUUUGGGCACCGUAAUUAACAGUGCCAGCAAAAAGGAUCAACCUCCUCCACCUUUGCCACCUCCACGACCUGUACAGCAUCGUCACACACGUAGCAGCAGUUUAGAUCUGAACAAGCUUAAACUUAACACAGCUAGUGGUGUCUCGGGAGCUGCCAAUAUGACCAAGCAGUUGGAGGAUCAGCUGAGAAUGCCGCCACCACCUGAAGUUCCCCCACGCGUCACUCCAACAUCUGAGCAACUCUCUGCUGUGCCUGGGUUUGCUGAUUUCGCUCAUUUCCCGAAUACAUCUGCAACUGGUGGAACGCACAUGGUAUCUGCCGAAAACAACGUCACCACCAUCCUGUUGGAUGCUAGCGGAAAUAUGACAACAGCGACUCACUCUUCCAAAGGCGGCAAUGUUUCGAACUCGCUCAUCGUUGGCACACCAUCGCUGCAGACGGCUUCGCGGAACAGCGCCUUCGAGGUAUACCGAAAGCCUCAGCAUCAGCACUCUCGUGGAUCCCAGUCACCGACACAUACUGUGCCACCACUGAUUGCAUCUCGCAGCGUUGAAUCAUCAUCAAUGGAACAUGAGAAACGUAUGUUGGCACUCAGUGACAACUUGCGGCAGGUUCGUUUUAAAGGUAAUGAUUGUUCCAAUGGCUCCGAUGUGCUAAAGCAUCUGAAAGAACAGAAUCUUCUCCUGUUGCGGAUCUGUAACGAUUUAAGCGAGGAACUGCUGCAAAUUCAACAGAAAAGAGAAGAUAUACGGAUAAAAAUCGAGCUGCAGGAACAGAAUUUGGGUGCUGGUACAAGUACAGUGACUGUUAGUGGUGCACAUCCUAUAAGUACUACUUGCUCCUCAAGCCAUCAUGCGGUGUGAAAUCGCCAUAGUAGGAUUUGUUGAUCGUUGAUGAUAAGCAGAAUGUGAAUGAUGUCGAUGUACAGAAUAUCAGCAUGUUAAUUGUGAUUUUGUCCCCCGAGAUACACUGCUACAAUCGAAGCCUUUUCCUCAAAUGAAACACUAUCCCGCUUAAUAGAAAAUCAGCAAACAUUAAACAUUAACAACAUUUUAAACAUUGUUAGCGACAGUAGUAAGUAGAGGGGAAUAUCUCAUGAGAUUUUAAACCGAAUCGCGCCCACAUUGGAUCGUUGCAGGGAAACGUAGAGUUUAACACAAACUUUCAAACAUCCAUCGUUGUGGCUUCAAAAUUAGUGCUCUAUGUUGGAAAAGAUACCUAUAACAUUUUGUGAAAUCAACCGUUUUUUUUCCAUAGGUUACGUUGCAAAGCUACUAAACAGUGUGCUGACUUUCAUAAGUACAAUAAUUGUUACGAAGUUUAAACUAUCAUGGCAGUUUUUCUUCCGCUUAGCGGAAUCGUUCUAAGCUGAUACAGUUUACUAGUAGAUAAAAGUCUAUCGUACGAAUAUUGCACGUUGUGAAUAUUUUAAUAAAUUUGAUUUAUUGCAUUUUUUAUUUCCAUUCGCUAAGUCGACUACUUAUAAAUUGAAUUAUUAUGUAAUUUUUUUUUGGCAAACGAAAAUUGCUUCAUCCAGAUGUUACUAGUCACUACUGGUCACUGUUUCGCGAGAGUAAUUACACAGAUGAAAAUCUCUUACUUUGCAGUGCUUCCCGCGAGUGUUUUUUAACUGUAUUGUUCGACAAUAAUAUAGGUCAGUAAAGGAUAAAGUUGAUUGGAUACAAUAAAACUUUUAUUUGGAAUGAAUGAAAAAAAAAAUAAAUAUGCUACGACUGAGAAAAAACCAGUAGCGUAGGUUUGAGAGGGGAGAGGGUUAGAAGAUUUAUCUUUUCGUUAAACCAGAUUUUUUACCCCGCAAAGAUCAUUGUCAACACUGAAAGCCACGUAUCGACACAGGCUUCACUGUCCAGGGCUUGUUCGUUCACUUUGACUCAAUUUUUAUAUUUGACAGUACCGUCUCAGCCGAACAAAAUUUGACUAAGUUGUAUAUUAGCAUUUGUAGAACUAGUUAUCAUCUUCAAUUUUGCUGAAUAAAGUUUCGCUGUAUCUGUUGUUGUU
This is a messenger RNA of Sabethes cyaneus, 4737 nucleotides long. RefSeq names its product ralBP1-associated Eps domain-containing protein 2 (gene Reps). Gene Ontology annotation, molecular function: protein binding; calcium ion binding. Gene Ontology annotation, cellular component: cytoplasm; plasma membrane. Gene Ontology annotation, biological process: endosomal transport; endocytosis. Lineage: Eukaryota; Metazoa; Arthropoda; Insecta; Diptera; Culicidae. The record is from RefSeq and is a predicted model, not a curated record. The coding region runs from base 555 to 3581 and encodes 1008 amino acids. The transcript is spliced from 6 exons.